CUGAGAAUACCCACAUGUCAUGCAUGUCACUUUCAAAACACUCCAAGCUCACAAAGUCAUGUUUUUCUGAUGUGACAUGGGUCGAUUUCUGUUGUGUUUCUCUUAUAUCGGUACCAGGUACUGUGGUUUGCAGAGACAACAUGGAGUGCUGAAUCCCCGGACAGGACGAAAGUCAGAUAGAGUCAAGACUGUAAUUGGAACCAUUGAGGAUGCACUUCUUGGGUUUCGCCCGAAAGACGUGAGGGUCGUAACUUCCAGUCGGACCGACAGUGGGGUCCACGCCUUGUGUAACACGGCACACGUUGAUCUGAUACCAAGUUCAUCAAGGGCUUUCAGUGAAUAUGACCCAGAGUUCCUGUGUAUUGCCAUGAACAAGCGUUUCUCUAAGACUAAUGAGCCAAUUAGGAUGGUAGAGAUUCGCCGGGUUGCAGACAACUUUCACGCUCGAUUCUUAGCAAAGAAUCGUAAAUACUGCUACAGGUUAGCGCUAUAUGAUGAUGAUGCUUUUGAUUCGAAUACGAUACCAUUGUCUGCCUUCGAUAGGGAAAGAGUCUGCGUAGUGAGCAACAGGGUGGAUAUGAAGAAGGUCAAAGAAGGGGCAAAAUUUCUCAGCGGAACCACGAACUAUUUGUCAUUCACGUCGCAGAGAUAUUUCAAAGACUAUAUCGAUCCUGUGAAAACGUUAAAUAUCGAAAUCAAGCCUGGUAAUUUAUGGAUGGAAGACUUCAAUUAUUUUGCCAGGGAUAAGUUCAAGUGUUAUGACCUCAUAUUCACGGGGAAUUCGUUCAUGUAUCGUAUGGUUCGUAAACUGAUGACUUGUCUGCUGAAUAUUGGUCGCGGUCACCUGACCUUGGAAAGGGUUCAGGAGAUCUUAGACAAUCCCGAGACGUCGUGGGAUGAUCAUCAUAUUCGGCCGUCGCCAUCGUACGCCUUGUAUCUAUUAAACGUGGAAUAUGAUAAAAAAGAUUUGCUCUACAGCCCAGAAUGCCCACGACUGUACCUCUCGCAAGUCGAAAAACAGUAUCACAACGCCAUAUUUGGAUUAUCGAAAACGCUGGAAGCUUACGGUGACCAGAACUCCAACUCUAAAAAAGGACGUCCAUGUGCAGACAUGGAUGCCAUGAAAAGACAACAUAUAGAUGAGGAAUAUAAAGACUUAUAUGCUGCUCGAUAUUUGGAUUAUCUGAACAAGGGCAAAAGCAGAUGAUGAAGGGUCUUUUAGAAAGUCAUCAUUUUCAACACUUCAUUCUCUAGUUUCCUCGAGUUAUGCCUGCAGUAAAUUGUUGAACCUUAGAGUAAAAAUUACCCUUUUACUGCCAACUGCAACUGGUCUAACAAGGCCUUGUUUGCUUAUUGCUUCUUACAAUCUUCGAUGGAUUUUUCACGAACAAGGAUUGUUCGAGGUAUGCUAGAAAUGUAAAAAAUCUCAAAUUGUGCCACAUCCUUUCAAAUGUGUGCAUGGAAUAGCGCCUGGCUACUUGUCAAGCCUGGUCAAUAUCCAUAGGCCAGGAAGAGACCUUUGGUCGGCUGAUGACAAUAGACUAGUACUUCCAAGGGCCUGGAGCAAAUAUGGGGAGCGCUGCUUCUCAUUCUCCGCAGCUGUUUUGUGGAAUGGGCUCCCUUUUGAGGUCUGGCAGGCAAAGAGCCUUGCAUCAUUUCAAACGUUGCUCAAGACCCAUCUUUUUUCGACUGUAAUUUUGUUAUAAAUAUUGUAAAAGCGCCUUUGAAUGGAUUUAAUCUGAAAAGGGCACUUAAAUUUAAAUAUGGUAUAUACAUACAUACAUACAUACACUGCCUGACACAAGCGUAAUGAUUGUGUUGGCAGCAAAAGGGUUAAAAAUAUCUGUAGGAAUCCAGGAAGGAAUGUUUUUGUGUCGGUGUCUCUAAUAAAUGCAUUUUGA
This is a messenger RNA of Lineus longissimus, 1901 nucleotides long. Its product is annotated as tRNA pseudouridine synthase-like 1. NCBI's taxonomy places the organism in Eukaryota, Metazoa, Nemertea, Pilidiophora, Heteronemertea, Lineidae. The transcript is spliced from 8 exons. Gene Ontology annotation, molecular function: RNA binding; pseudouridine synthase activity. The record is from RefSeq and is a predicted model, not a curated record. Gene Ontology annotation, biological process: tRNA pseudouridine synthesis. The coding region runs from base 77 to 1207 and encodes 376 amino acids.